Talaromyces stipitatus ATCC 10500 is the source of this 1115-nucleotide messenger RNA. RefSeq lists its product as uncharacterized. The transcript has 6 exons. The coding region runs from base 1 to 957 and encodes 318 amino acids. Lineage: Eukaryota; Fungi; Ascomycota; Eurotiomycetes; Eurotiales; Trichocomaceae. The record is from RefSeq and is a predicted model, not a curated record.
AUGCUGAAGAUCGAGGUCUCUGGGCCGAAGCAACCUUUUCUCAGUGUUGUUGAUGUUCCUGGUCUUUUCCACACUGAUACCAUCCACCAAACCAGAAAGGAUCUUGGAAUUGUUCGCAAUCUUAUCAAGGCCCAUAUGAAUGAAUCUACGAGUAUUAUGUUAUGGCUCACGUAUCGUUGGAGUCAUCACCGAAUGCGAUGCUCUUCAACUCAACUCGGAGACGAAAAGGAGGUUCUUAACAUUGCACAAAACAAGGUUGAGAAAUUGAAACACGGAUGGUUCCUAGCCAAGAAUCGAUCGAUUCAGGAUCUUCAGGAAGGUGUCGCUGUUGAGCAGCGAGAUGUGAAAGAGAAGGUGAUUUCUGCCAACCUGCUUUUGGAUCAUAUUCGGAAAGAGAUUCCUGCAUUGUUAGCAGGUCUUGAAGGACUUCUGGCCCCAGCGAAGGAGGAGCUCAAGGGAUACGAUAUCCAUGACAUCGUCAAGUCUUACUACAAACUUGCCAUGAAACGUUUCUUGGACAACGUAGUCAUCCAGGUGGUUGAACGUCACGUCUUGGGUCCGAAUACCCCUCUUCGAUUGUUCUCACCAGACUUCGUGGAUGAUAUGGAUGAAAAGGAUGUCACGUCAAUUGCUGCCGAGAGUUCUAGUACCACCCAGGCUCGUUCGGACCUUAGCCCAAAGCUUGAACGGUUGCAGAAUGUGCUCCAUCUUGUUCCAGGGGACUUGCACUCCCUACUGGGUCCAAACUACAUUCUCUAUACAGAGUAUGGAGUACACGAUAGAUUCCUUUGGAAACUUCAUGAAGAGUUUGAGGUUGAUGACUGGGCGGAUCUCCAACAGCUAUUAAGGGAAUUCAUUCAAAAGCAGGAUGGAUUGAAAUUCGUUCGUCGACAAAUUGCAUAUCGUACAGAUUUAGAGAGUCGAGACAGCCUUUUUACCUCCUCCAACAUUGCAUAGGUUCUCCUGAGUGAUUGAGCAUUACUGCUUUGGCUACGCAAGUUCUAUCGGCUUAUGGUUGGAGUAUCACACAAACGAGACGUCCUCAUAUUGAUAGAAGGGAGGCACUCGGCAAUCCUUUCCCGUGGUGCAAAGGCUAGAUCCGGAUAUUUAUUAUA